Molecule: messenger RNA, 2685 nt
Organism: Plasmodium malariae
Lineage: Eukaryota; Apicomplexa; Aconoidasida; Haemosporida; Plasmodiidae
Product: DNA repair helicase RAD25, putative
Exons: 3
Coding region: 1-2685 (894 amino acids)
Biological process (GO): transcription initiation at RNA polymerase II promoter; nucleotide-excision repair
Cellular component (GO): nucleotide-excision repair factor 3 complex; transcription factor TFIIH holo complex; transcription preinitiation complex
Molecular function (GO): 3'-5' DNA helicase activity; DNA binding; ATP binding
Source: RefSeq, a predicted model, not a curated record
AUGGAUGCUUCAAAUAAUUAUAUUGGAAAGAAUUCUUAUAAAAAAGGUUAUAAUAGGAGAGCAGACAUUUUAAAUGAGGACUAUUAUGCGAAAAAUGUGAAAAAGCGCAAAUUAAAGGCGGCCAAAAAAAUAAUUAGCUUCGUUUUGUUUCUUUUCAUUAGUAGAGAUGAACAAGAUGGAGAGGUAACAAAAAAGACGAAAAGCAAGCUUAAAGAAUAUUAUGAAAUGCGUUUUGAUAAAAAAGUAAUAAACCUACCGUUCAGUACAGACUCUAUAAAUGUUCAACAAAGAGGAUUUCAUGAUUAUAGCAAAGAUAUGAAAUUAAAGAAAAAUCAUAUGAACAAACCACUAUGGAUAUGUUCAGAUGGUUUUAUAUAUUUAGAAAUGUUUAAUAGUUGCAGUAAACAGGCAUCCGAUUUUCUUAUAACGAUAGCUGAACCUAUAUGUCGACCUGAAUUAAUUCACGAAUUUCAGUUGACUAUCUUUUCUUUAUAUGCAGCUAUAUCUGUAGGAAUUACGCUUGAUGAAUUGUUAAUAAAUUUAGAUAAAUUUUCCAAGAAUAUUUUACCAAAUGAAUUAGUUCAUAAUAUUACAAAAAGUGCUGAAUCAUUUGGUAAAGCGAAAUUGGUACUAAGAGAAAAUAAGUAUUAUAUUGAGGCUACAGAUAAAGCAGAACUAGAUUAUUUAUUAAAUAAUAAUAUUAUUAAGAAUGCGAGAAUUUAUUCAAAUAAUAAUAGUAACAAUAAUAAUGGUUCUAAUAAUAAUGAUCAAAAAAUGAAAAAUCUAUUUAACUUAAAUAAUAACUUUUUAGAAAAUAAGCAGAGUAGUGAGAACAACGAAGCUAAUACUGCGAACAAUUUUUUAAGCGAUAUUGUUGAGGAAAAAAAGCAGAAAGAUUCUUAUGUUACUUAUGAAGCCCCUGUAUUGGACACCACUCAGCUCGGAUUUAAAAUAAGCGAGAGUGAGAAGCAGCUAAUACUAGAAGAGAAAAGAAAUGCCAACGAAAACACAACUGAGCAUCCAGGUAAUUCAUCGGAAGUUUAUUCCUUUGAAGUGAAUUGUGAUAAAAUUGAAGAAGUCAAGCAAGAAGCAUUACAAACAAUGCAAAGGCCUUUACUAAUGGAAUACGAUUUUCGAAGGGAUAAGAAGAAUCCUAAUUUAAUUUGUUCUUUAAAAAGUCAUGUACAGAUAAGAUAUUAUCAAGAAAAAGCAUUGAGAAAAAUGUUUAGCAAUGGAAGAAGUAGAUCAGGUAUAAUAGUUUUACCUUGUGGUGUAGGUAAAACGUUAACAGGAAUUACAGCAGCUAGUACGAUAAAAAAAUCUUCGUUAUUCUUAACAACGUCAGCAGUAGCUGUUGAGCAAUGGAAAAAACAAUUUGAAGAUUUUACAAAUAUUCACCCAAGACAUAUAAGAAUUUUAACAUCAGAUUAUAAAUUUGAUUUAUGGCCUAUCAACGAAGCAGGUGUAUUAAUUUCAACGUACACUAUGCUAUCAUAUUCAGGUAAAAGAAGUGAGCAAAGUUUAAAAAUAGUUAAUGAUAUAAAAAGAAGGGAAUGGGGUCUAUUAGUAUUUGAUGAAGUACAAUUUGCACCUGCACCAUCUUUUAGAAGAAUAAAUGACAUUGUAAAAUCGCAUUGUAAGCUUGGCUUAACAGCAACGUUAGUAAGAGAAGAUUUAUUAAUUAGAGAUUUGCAAUGGAUCAUUGGACCUAAAUUAUAUGAAGCGAAUUGGGUAGAAUUACAAAAUAAAGGAUUUUUAGCUAAAGCGUUGUGUAAAGAAAUAUGGUGUAGUAUGCCAAGUUCCUUUUAUAAAUAUUAUUUGAAAUCAAACAGUUUUAUUAAAAGAAGGUUAUAUACAUGUAACCCUAGGAAACUUAUGAUGUGUGAAUAUUUAAUUAAAUAUCAUGAACAAAAUAAUGAUAAAAUUAUUGUAUUUAGUGAUAAUAUUUUUGCUUUAUUACAUAUUGCCAAAACGUUAAAUAAACCAUUUAUAUAUGGCAAACUUUCUCCUAUUGAAAGAAUUGCAAUAAUAAAUAAAUUUAAAAACGACUCUUCUAUUAAUACAAUUUUGUUAAGUAAAGUUGGGGAUAAUGCAAUCGAUAUACCUAUCGCAAAUGUUGUGAUUCAAAUUUCUUUUAAUUUUGCUUCCAGAAGACAAGAGGCACAGAGAUUAGGAAGAAUUAUUCGACCUAAAAAUAAAGCCAAUGAAAAAAAAAAUAUCAAUGAUCCCGAUUCUUUUUUUUAUAGCCUUGUUAGCAAAGAUACCAUAGAAAUGUGUUAUUCAGAUAAAAGACAAAGGUUUCUGAUAAAUCAAGGGUAUGCUUAUAAUGUCCUUAGUGAUAAUAUUGUUGAUUUUAAUAAAUUAAAUUUAGUUUAUAAGAAUAAGAAAAUACAAGAAAAUUUACUCAAGUGCAUUUUAGCUAGCACCGAUGACGGAAAUAAUGAUGAAGAUGAUGAUUUAUUUGAGGACCCAAAUUUUAAAAGAGAUAACUCCAAAACAAAUAAGACUAAUGUAAAUGCUUCGUUAAGUAAGGCGGAUGAACCUUUGAAAAAAGUGGACAGUGGAAGCUUGCUAAAAUUAUCUUCCAAUAUAGAUGUUAUAUUUAGUGAUAAAAAAAAAACUACGCAAAAGAAGCAUGCGGAUAAGCAUAUUCUCUUUAGGAAGUUUUUAAAUCAGAAUCGCUAA